Trichoplax adhaerens is the source of this 1539-nucleotide messenger RNA. RefSeq lists its product as uncharacterized. The transcript has 12 exons. Gene Ontology annotation, molecular function: alcohol-forming very long-chain fatty acyl-CoA reductase (NADP+) activity. Gene Ontology annotation, cellular component: peroxisome. Lineage: Eukaryota; Metazoa; Placozoa; Uniplacotomia; Trichoplacea; Trichoplacidae. The coding region runs from base 1 to 1539 and encodes 512 amino acids. Gene Ontology annotation, biological process: long-chain fatty-acyl-CoA metabolic process. The record is from RefSeq and is a predicted model, not a curated record.
AUGCCUCCCUCAAUUAAACAUUUGUAUGCUGGACAAACAAUAUUUAUAACUGGCGUAUCUGGUUUCCUUGGCAAGGCAUUGUUGGAAAAAUUGUUACGUGUUGCACCCAAUAUAGAAAGGAUUUAUGUUUUACUCAGACCUAAGAAAGGUCAACAACCCACAGAAAGAUUGAAAACUAUUCUACAAACUAAGCUCUUUGACAGCAUUAGAGAAGCUUCACCAAACUUCACUGAGAAGGUUAUUCCAAUAUUUGGCGAUAUUACACUUGAAAAUUAUGGUAUAUGUGAAUCCGACUUGUGUGAUAUAAUUGCAAACACAGACAUAGUGUUUCAUGUAGCUGCUACAAUCAAAUUUGAUGAACUACUACGCAAAUCUAUUUUGCAAAAUGUAGUAAGCGUUCAAACUAUGAUCCGGAUUUGUAAACGAAUGCCCAAGUUAAAGAGCUAUGUACACGUAUCUACGGCCUUUUGCAAUACGGAUAAAGAAGUAAUUGAAGAAGUCAUAUAUUCAGAUAUCGUUCCACCUCAAAAAUUAAUUGAUGCAAUGAGUUGGAUGGACGACGACAUGAUAAGCCAGGUAACACCAAAAUUAUUGGGAAGACUACCAAAUACCUACACAUUUACUAAGAAAUUAGCUGAGAUUGUUAUCGCUACGGAAGGUUUAAAUCUUCCAAUAGCCAUUGUUAGACCUUCUAUAAUUGGAGCUUCUUGGAAAGAGCCUGUUUCUGGAUGGAUAGACAAUUAUUAUGGUGGGACAGCAGCGAUGGUUUUGGUUGCGAAGGGCUUACUACGUCGAAUUGUUGCCAAAGAGAAAUGCAAAGCUGAUUUAGUUCCAGUCGACUAUACUGUCAACAUGCUUAUAGCUGCUUGUUGGCAUGCAGUGCAUGCUUCGAAGCAGCAGACUCCUUUAAUCUACAACUGUUGUAGUUCGCCAGACAAUCCUUUUGUAUGGGGGAGUUGGUUAUCUUUAACCCUGAAGAAUUCCUAUGAAUUUCCGCAUGAUCAAGUAUUUAGAAUGCCAUCUUGUUCAAUGAAUGGCGAAACCAACCGAUUUCAUCUAUUUAUGCAACACUGGGUUCCGGCAUACAUUGUGGAUGCAUGGCGUUUUGUGUGUGGCAAAAAACCAAGGUUAAUAAAUGAGUAUGAUCGCAUUCACAGAUCUAUGACUGCCUUUGAGUAUUUUACGUGCACAGAAUUUAAGUGGACUAACAAGAAUGCUAAAAAACUGUGGCAAACUAUGACACCAGAAGAUCAUAAGGAAUUUCCAUUCGAUUUCACUGAACUGAAUUGGGAAUCAUAUAUCUCGAAUUAUUGUAUUGGUAUUAAAAGAUAUUUAAUGAAUGAAGACUUAUCUAACCUUCCUCAAGCAAAAAAGAAAAUGGCUAGGCGACAACAUAUACGAUGGGGUACUUAUGCUCUUCUUGUCUUCAUAAUUUGGCGCGUCAUAUUUUCAAAAUCGAUGUGGGAUAAGUCGUUAUGGCUUUCUCGUAUAAAUACAUACCUUAAAACAACGAGGACUUUACUACUGAUAUCACCAUAA